Truncatella angustata is the source of this 2592-nucleotide messenger RNA. RefSeq names its product P-loop containing nucleoside triphosphate hydrolase protein. Gene Ontology annotation, biological process: microtubule-based movement. NCBI's taxonomy places the organism in Eukaryota, Fungi, Ascomycota, Sordariomycetes, Amphisphaeriales, Sporocadaceae. Gene Ontology annotation, molecular function: microtubule binding; microtubule motor activity; ATP hydrolysis activity. The transcript is spliced from 3 exons. The coding region runs from base 1 to 2592 and encodes 863 amino acids. Gene Ontology annotation, cellular component: nucleus; microtubule; kinesin complex. The record is from RefSeq and is a predicted model, not a curated record.
AUGGACCCGCCACCCCCCAAGUCGCAGGCGAGCCUCUUCCAGGUCUAUCUGCGACUGCGGCCAGCAACAACGGGUCUCGCAAAUUCAGCAAAUACGGAAAGGUGCUUGCUCGUCGAGGAACCCCAGAACUCCGAUACCUUGACACAUAUUACACUGAACCCUCCGAACGACCGACGCCGUGCCAUCGAAAAGUUCGCCUUCACACAAGUCUUCGAAGAAGACGCAACCCAGCUCGAUCUUUUUCAGGGCACUGGAGUCUUGCCCUUAGUGCAGGGUACACUUGCGCCUUAUGGAGGAGAUGGUACAGAUGGCCUCCUGGCUACUCUGGGAGUGACUGGCUCCGGUAAGACCCAUACCAUGCUGGGGUCGAAAACCCAGCGUGGUCUCACACAGCUGUCCUUGGAUGUUAUCUUCCGGUCGAUUGAGCCGAACAUCGUCGAUUCAAUCAAGCAGCCAACUCUCGAGGCGACCAUCUCGGCUUCCGACGCAUCUGAAGCAAGCAUAUAUUCAGCACCAGCUUUCCUCGAGACUGUCUACAGCGACUUUGCGGGCCCUUCAAGGGCAGGAUCAAGGGCGGGCACACCCAUGGUGGUACGAGAAACCCCAAAGAAAGACUUUAUUCGGCCCUCUCUGCGAGCGGCUUUCCCCGAACUGCCGGGCAUGUUUCCAGAAAGUCCUGGUAGCGUGCGCCUUGUUCGCCAAGAGGAUGAGAUGUCUAACAUCACUCAACUGUCCACGCCCCCAAGUGAGAUGGACAAGAGCAAGUUGCUCGCUUCCCGGACGAACACGAAUUCCAACAAGUCAAAGUUGGCAUUGGGAUCUCCGAGCAAAAACCACCAUUACAUGUCUCUUACUUCUGCUGCAAUGUCCAAGAACGUGACCAAAUCUAACAAAUCUCCUGUGAAGGGUGACUAUGCGCUCCCGCCGCCUACGCCCAAAGUGCGAAUGACAAGGCCGUCUGCUAUGCCACAUAACCCCGACAUCAACUCAAUCCGGGCAUCCUGCGACCCUUCAGCAGAGUACGCAAUCCUCAUCUCCAUGUACGAGGUAUACAAUGAUCGCAUCUUCGAUCUCUUGACACCACCAAUCCGAUCAAACGCGACGAAAGAAUAUCGCCGGCGGCCACUUCUGUUCAAGCCGACUGAACAAUCACCCGACCGGAAGGUUGUGGCAGGACUGCGCAAAGUCAUUUGUGGAAACCUGAAAGAGGCUCUCUUGGUAUUGGAGGCAGGUCUACACGAGAGAAGGGUCGCCGGUACUGGAAGUAACAGUGUGUCGUCCCGAAGCCACGGCUUCUUCUGCGUCGAAAUCAAGAAGCGCCGCAAAGGACGAACGAACGGAGCCUGGGGCGGCAGUACACUAAGUAUUGUCGACUUGGCAGGAAGCGAGCGAGCACGAGAUGCAAAGACCCACGGCGCAACUUUGGCUGAAGCAGGCAAGAUCAACGAGAGUCUCAUGUACCUCGGGCAGUGCUUGCAGAUGCAGAGUGACAUGGGCAACACCAGCAAGCCAAAUCUCGUACCUUUCCGGCAAUGCAAGUUGACCGAAUUGUUGUUUUCCAACUCUUUCCCUUCAGCCUCUCUGGCUCAGUCUCAGCCAGUCCAUCGUAAACCUCCCCAAAAGGCUGUAAUGAUCGUGACAGCAGACCCAUUGGGCGACUACAAUGCGACAUCACAGAUCUUGCGAUACAGCGCCCUCGCUCGUGAGGUCACGGUCCCCCGGGUGCCGUCGAUUACUCAGACUAUCCUCAACAACCAACAGCCGUCAUACCCUGACUUGCCCCAGUCCCGGUACAGUCCAAGCAGUAGUCCACCUUUGUCGUCUCCCAUAUCCCCUACGUCACACCACCACAAACCAUUCUUCCAUCCAUCUUCGCCUACGAAAAAUGGCAGUCGCAUCUUCAGUCCCGCUUCGGACACGGAGCGCUCAACGAUGGAGAAUGCCGCUCUUGAAAUCGCACGAAUGGCCGAAGUCAUCGAUCAGCUUAACGAUGAACUCGCCCGGGAGUCGGAAGCACGUAUGACAGCGGAGGCACACCUUAUGUCUAUGGAAGACCGGCUCGUGGACCUCGAGCAAGACAUUCGUGAAGAGUGCUAUGCCGACUUUGAACAGCGCCUUGCCCUCGAAAUGGCACGCAUCAAGGUCAACAUGGGGCUUGAGCAAGAGCGGAGCGAGGAGCACUGGGACAAGAAGGUCGAAGUUCUGGCUAGGGGUGUAGGAGUUACAUUGACGGCGCCGAGCGACGGUGCGGAAUCAGAGGAUGAGGAUAAAGAGAACGUCCUUAUCGAGAACCUCGAGCAGGAGAACGAGAGACUCAGGAGAGAGUUGGCGGUUUUAAAGAGAGAGCUCGGCUCUAGAACGCCGAGCAGAAGAACACCACUGGGCGAAAGAGGUGACUUUGUGGGCGUCAAGAAUGAAAUGGCAGGUCUGGGCAACAAAAUGGAGGAACUGAGGGUCGGUGACGUUAAUGAACAAAGCAAGGGAAGUGGAAGGAAAACACAGCCCGGGAGCACGGGAAGUCCCACGAAGAAGGUCAGGAAGCUGACCGCAAAGAAGUGGGAGAACAUUGACGCAGAUGAUGACUUGUUUUGA